This is a messenger RNA of Labrus mixtus (cuckoo wrasse), 3678 nucleotides long. It is a transcript of the gene adam28, whose product is annotated as ADAM metallopeptidase domain 28. The coding region runs from base 227 to 2521 and encodes 764 amino acids. Lineage: Eukaryota; Metazoa; Chordata; Actinopteri; Labriformes; Labridae. Gene Ontology annotation, biological process: proteolysis. Gene Ontology annotation, cellular component: plasma membrane. The record is from RefSeq and is a predicted model, not a curated record. Gene Ontology annotation, molecular function: metalloendopeptidase activity. The transcript is spliced from 24 exons.
GGAGCAAAGUGCUGCUUAUGGAAUACAUGUUUAGUGUCUUCACUCAGCAAAAGUUGUGAAACUUCAUAACGUCCUAACAAUAGUGUGACAAGUGGUAAACCGCUCUACUGUGAGACAGACGUCUGCUACACCAUGGGUGAGUCAUACUGCUGAUUUGUGACUUCUAUGCAAAAAAAAAGGGAAGCGACUGCUGAACUAUAAAAAAGUCACUGCCUGCACUCGGACAAUGGUACAAACACUACUUCUGUGGGUCCUCAUGCUAGAUGCAUCACUCAACCUGGCAGAAAGCCAUGAUCAUAUUUUUGAAGAGGGGAAAGACUAUGAGGUGGUCCGACCUGUAAGAAUGCACACAAUAAGAAAAAGACAUAUAGAGAAUCUCCGGCCUGAAACAGUUCAGUAUGCAAUCACUUUGGGAGGAAGAGACAUUGAAAUACAGCUAGCAAAAAACAAUGAAUUACUUACCAAAGACUACACUGAGACUUACUAUCAAGAAGAUGGGACCCAAGUCACCACGACCCCCAAAGACAUUGAUCAUUGCUAUUACCAUGGGAAGAUUUUGCAUGAUAGUAAAUCAUCAGUUAGCAUCAGCACUUGUGAUGGACUAAGGGGUUACUUCAGGACUUCUGAACAGAGGUACAUGAUUGAGCCACUCUCUGGUAGCGAUGAGGGAGAUCACGCAGUGACAACAUUAAACGACAAGAACUUCACCCCUUCAGUGUGUGGUGUCACCAACACCAGUUGGAGUGACGACUUUGAACCCCCAACAAGCCGCAGCCGAGCCAGAUCAGGGGGUAUAACUAUAGUUCAGCAACAGAAAUACGUCGAGCUUUACCUUGUUGCUGAUAACCGUGAGUUUCUCAAGAUGAAGAAAGAUCAGACAGCGCUGAGGAAGAGGAUGUUUGAAAUUGUCAACUUUGUAAAUCUCGUAUACAAGCCCCUGAGGACCUUUAUUGCUCUGGUUGGAUUAGAGAUCUGGUCCAGAAGUGACCUCAUUUCUGUGACCCCCCCAGCUGGGGCCAACCUGGGUGCUUUCAUGAAGUGGAGAAACUCUGAACUAAUCAAAAGAAAAAAACACGACAUGGCACAUCUGAUCAGUGGUAUUGACUUUGAAGGAGCAACUGUUGGUCUGGCUUAUGUUGGGACACUGUGCUCAGGUCACGCUGUUGGAGUAGUACAGGAUCACAAUGACCGGACAAUUGCAGUGGGAGCAACUCUGGCUCAUGAGAUGGGCCACAACCUGGGCAUGGACCACGAUGACUCUAGUGCCUGUGCUUGUUCUGGGGACAGCUGCAUCAUGGCUGCAGCACUCAGCUGGAAUGUUCCCCGCUCUUUCAGUAGCUGCAGCGGCAACAUGUACGAGAAAUACCUGACAGGCCGCAGCCCUAGCUGCCUGCUGGACAAACCAGAUUACAACAGGCUUGUGGCUCCGGCGUUCUGCGGAAACGGUUUUGUGGAGAAAGGAGAACACUGUGACUGUGGCACUGCUGAAGAGUGCACCAACCCAUGCUGCAAUGCCACAACCUGCACCCUGUCAGAGGGUUCUCAAUGUGCUGAAGGCGAGUGCUGUGAGGACUGUAAGAUCUUGCCUCAGUCCAAGGAAUGUCGCAGGAAGCAGGAUGACUGUGACCUGGCAGAGUACUGUGAUGGGAAGAAGGCCACUUGUCCUGAAGACGUCUUUGCUGUGAAUGGUCUUCCAUGUGAUAGAGGCCAGGGAUACUGCCACAAUGGCUUCUGUCCACAGAGGCCAAACCAGUGCAUCAAGCUGUAUGGAUAUGGUGCUACAGAAGCCAUUCGAUCCUGCUAUGACCAGAACAAAAGAGGAAUCUACUACGGCUUCUGCAGACGUCCCUCUAAGGCCCAGUACAUACCCUGCCAGAAAGAUGACGUGCUUUGUGGGAAGCUCUUCUGCCAAAAUGGAAAGGACAGUCCAAACUAUGGUCGCAUGGUCCGGGUUGGUUCCUGCAAAGCGGCAUUCUUUGAGAACCAUGAACAGGACUAUGGCCAGGUGGACACUGGGACUAAAUGUGCUGAUGGGAAGGUGUGCAGUCAGAAUCAGUGUAUGGAUAUGGAGAGAGCCUACCUAAACACAAACUGUUCAGCAAAAUGUCCAGGGAACGCUGUGUGUAAUCACAGGAGUGAGUGUCAGUGUGAGCCUGGUUGGAUACCUCCACUCUGCAAUUCAAAGGAUGGAUCUUUAAGUCCUCUCUCUACUGGAGCAGCUAUUGCCAUCACUUUGGCAGUCUUAGGGGUUAUAGGCUUUGUUGUUGGUGUGGUAGGGUUCAUGUGGAAAAAACGACGAAGUACCAUUUUGCCAACCACCAAGAGGAAGACGCCAGCACUGAGCUCCCGCCUAAACAAAGAACAGGCUCCUACUCCACCGAUGGUGUCACAGGCUGGACGGUCAAAGCCCAGAGGGGCUCCCCCUCCACCUCCCCCAGCAGGAAACAGACCUAAGCCCCCGGGCCAGAACUACACAGCUGCACGCCAGGCGCUGAGGCCUGUACCACCACCAAAGGUCUGACUCAGACCCACUGGUGACUAGGGAAGAAACAUCUUGUUCAUUGGGGGAAGUUGCUGGCAAGCCAGAAAAUCAGAGUGACAUGUUUCCAAAGUUUUCCAGUCAUGAUUGUUUCCUCUGCCAUUUCUUUACUGCCUGUGUUAAGUGACAAGAACAGUAGCAGCUACAUGCUGAGUGUGGAGGAGAAACACUGGACUUCUGUUACCGCACAUUAAGGGUUUUUUUAAAUAAAAGAAUUCAGCCUUUUACCCCAGCUAGGUUAUACUAAUAUUAUGUUUUUUAACUUUUACAAGAAUUCUGGUGUUUAAAACAUCACAGCUCUUUUGUGCAUUAUUGUGCCUUGUUAUAGAGUUACUCAAGGCUGCCUCUGGUCACUUCCUGUCAGCACCUGUGUGUCCUAUCGGUCCGAACGGACUCUAAGCUGAUCGUUUGCACUGACGUUGUUUAGAUCCUUGUGUUGUUCUUACUCUCGCUUCAGAUAAAAGUGUCUGUUAAAUGAAUUGUAGAAGGCUUCUAAAUGUAAAGCAAACUUGUAAUGUUUGUUCUCUGAGAGGAAUCAUCAGUGCACUUUAGGAUACUUUGAAUCCUUUUUCUAUUCAGUGUCCUCAAACACAGAGGAGCAGUUUGUUAGGUCCAUACUAACUCUGCUGCAAAUUACAAGGUCAGAACCAUUUCAAGAUGAGUGAAGUGAACUGUUUGGGUUGUAUCAGAAUGUUUUUCCUGUUAUUAAUGCUCAUGUGUUUUAUAUUUCAUUAAUGCACUUGUUAUUUAGCUGUUGUUUAUAAAUUUAAGACCUCAAAAUGUAAAAAAAAAAAAAAGGAUUACAUUCUUCUUGUAAUGAGAGAGAGGGCUGUUUUUAGUGUUGCAUAUCAUAUGAUCCUAUCUGAGUCCAGGAUCUUUCUUUAGUGCAUUAACAGCUUGCUCUCCAGCACAACCCAAGACACACUUAGGGAAAGGAUCCAUGCAAUGUCAAAGAUGUUUGGUUGAAAAGUUCUGAAAACAGAAAUGCUACAUGUUAGGGGAUGUUAGCAAAAUAAUUAUUACCACAACUGUACAAUCCUCAAGCUGACUCAUUCCUUUGUGCAUGUGUUGUCAUUUUGGGAGCUAAAUGUGUAAAUAGAUCGAUGAAAUGUUAAAGAAGCAAUCCAAAUGAAAAGAGA